Haplochromis burtoni (Burton's mouthbrooder) is the source of this 2443-nucleotide messenger RNA. RefSeq names its product cyclin-dependent kinase inhibitor 1. Gene Ontology annotation, cellular component: nucleus. The coding region runs from base 663 to 1160 and encodes 165 amino acids. Gene Ontology annotation, molecular function: cyclin-dependent protein serine/threonine kinase inhibitor activity. The transcript is spliced from 3 exons. The record is from RefSeq and is a predicted model, not a curated record. Gene Ontology annotation, biological process: regulation of mitotic cell cycle; signal transduction by p53 class mediator. NCBI's taxonomy places the organism in Eukaryota, Metazoa, Chordata, Actinopteri, Cichliformes, Cichlidae.
GAGGGAUAUAUUUAAAUUGGACACAGGUACAAAGAGCGCAUGAGUGCAGUUGCCCAGUGUAGUUCCAUUUACUGUUUACGAGUUUCUCCACUUUUACUUCUACUUUCUCCUUCGCUGCUGUCUGCUCUGUGAUGUCAACAGAAACCGAAACGUCGCGUGAGCUGUUUUAGAAAUGGGAGGAAGCAAACGAGAUGUGUCAUGUAUCCUGGAAACGGGACAAGCUGCGCUCUGUCAUGCGCACUGAGAGGCAGGGAGAGACGGGGAGGGGGAGGCUGAGCUGGGCUGUGUCCUGAACUGGAAUUUCCUCACGUCUUCUACCCGAGCCAAGCUUCACGUGCGCUCGUGUGUUUACCGGGCCAAAUCCACGUGUGCGAGUCCCCCGAGUCUCCACCUCUGGACUGGAGAGGAGGGUACCCGAGCUCAUAAAAGUUUAGCAGGAGUCCGUGUCUGUAAGAAAUCUUAGGAGAAAGUGUCACGGAGAAGUAUUUUCCUGUGAAUCUGCUGGGUUACAUAGCAUCAGCUUCGGGCGUUUAUUUACUUCAGAGCUGCUGUGAAGACUGGAAAUCAGAAAAACAGCAAGAUAAGGUGGAUAACAGUCAGGUUUCCCCCAGCAAGUUUGAAAGAAGGAAGAUUUUUUGUCUUUGAAUUAAAAUUGUAGAGUGAUGGCUUCUCACAAGCGAAUCUUGGGGGUUCUGAGAAAAAGACCAGCCCGGAGAAACCUGUUUGGGCCUGUGGACCGAGAGCAGCUACAGGUGGAGUACCAGGCUGCCAUGCGUAGCGACCUUCAGGAGGCUUCAAAGCGGUGGGGCUUUGACUUUAGCUUGGACAAGCCUCUGGAGAGCAGUGAUUUCCAAUGGGAAGGUGUCCCGAGCACUAGGGUGCCUCUGCUCUACAGGUCCUGUUUGCAGGAUCUCGGACAAGCUGAAGGCCAAAGGUCAGCAGCGACAGUUACUCCCAAGAGAGGGAGGGUGGAGACGGCACAGAGCGAGAAGGAGAACAUCCCCUGUACGCCGGGGAAAUGCACGCACAGCCAGGAGAUGCUGGAGAAAACACCGGAGAAGGGCGAGAACACGGGGCUGAAGAGGAAGCAGACGAACAUCACAGAUUUCUACCAGGCUAAAAGAAGAGUAGUGUGGAUGCCCCGCAAAUCCGGCGAGUGAUGUUCGGUGGAGAAACGCCAAUAUGCCAAGAGAACCUCACAGACAGGGCCACGCUCAGGAAUCACACGUCCCGCACAGACUCUGGCCGUGCACCCAGGAGGGACCUCAACCACACGUCAAUACAAAACACUUAAUUAGGGUACUGUAGUCACUCUGAGGAGAUUGGUGUUUUUUCCCUCAGUGGCAAGAAUGCGACAUUUGAGCAGAGAAGAUUAACAGUAAUCUCUGGAAUCAGUGGAUUUACACUGUUGCCCGACUGCACAUUCAGCCGCACUGAAAGCACAUUCACAUCCGCUGGAGAUGUGUCGAUUAAAAUCAUCCAGCCUCAUCAUGUCUGUAAGCUGAGAGGACAAAGCUCUUUGGCUCCGUAGUUCAAAUCCAUUAUUGUUUUUCUACAGCAUUUUUUCUACAUGUGUAUCACAAGGGUUUACCAGUCGUCUUCUUUUUUUUACUUUCCGAAGUAUGUUAUACUUUUUAUGUCCAGCUGUACACAGUGCUUUUAUCGACCAUCUUUUAAUCAAAGGAAGAUGCUUGAAGAGUUCUGACAUCUCAAACAUGCAGUUGCUUUGCUUAGAUUGUAAAAGACAGAAGUGCCAUCAUGUCCUCUUCCAUCCUUUUCCAUCUACUUUACAUCAGCUGAUUUUUGAUGUCCUUCGGCUGCCCAGACUCUGAUACUGAUAAUGUAAACUAGGAACACUUAAACACUUUUAUUUAGUUAUAUAUGUAUAAGAGAUUUAUCUAUAAAGUUAAAUAUGGCAUUGUCAGGUAGCAUAAUCAUUUAAACUGCAGUGUUGCACAUAAACACCCAGUAUCAAGUGCCUUUACUGGCAUUUGUUUUUGGUAUUUAAAGUUCCUUCAUCAUAAGUAAAUGUAUACUAAGCUAAAAUGUCACAUUUAUUAUUUUCACUGUGCAAUCUAACUAAUGAUAUGUUUUGUUUUGGGUUUUUUUGCCUUAAAUUUGUUCUUUUUUUUCCCUCUUGGCACUUAUUUAUGUCUACAUUAGCAAAUCCUGCUGCUAUGGGUAAUAUGAAUGGGUGUCACUGUGACGCUAACCCUCACCAACAGAAAGCUUACAAAUGCUCCGAAGCCGAGAAAAUAAGCGAAUGACCCCAAACAACGAAUGCACUUCUGUUUGUAGAUGCUUGCGCACAUUUCCUCUGUAUUGUGUUUUGUUCAAGGCUACAAGUGAAAAUCUCUGUCCUUAUUUAUUGUGAGAUACGAUGUCAUGUGUUAAUUUAGGUUUUGUUUAAUUAUUAUGAAAUCCAAUAAAAUGGUCAAAUGAA